This is a messenger RNA of Episyrphus balteatus (marmalade hoverfly), 2274 nucleotides long. RefSeq names its product nuclear distribution protein nudE homolog (gene nudE). NCBI's taxonomy places the organism in Eukaryota, Metazoa, Arthropoda, Insecta, Diptera, Syrphidae. The record is from RefSeq and is a predicted model, not a curated record. The coding region runs from base 303 to 1421 and encodes 372 amino acids. Gene Ontology annotation, molecular function: microtubule binding. Gene Ontology annotation, biological process: vesicle transport along microtubule; cell migration; microtubule nucleation. The transcript is spliced from 8 exons. Gene Ontology annotation, cellular component: kinesin complex; kinetochore; centrosome.
AACAUCUCAUUUCCACAGCUAGCAUUUUUAUCCCAAACAACACAAGAAAUUUUCUUUUUAACAAACUUUCUUACUUGAUUUUUAUUAUUAACAAAAAAUACUUAUUUUAAUCUAAAAAAGAAAAUAAAUAAAAAUUUUAAUCCAACUGAAUUGUUUGAAUCGAAUCGAGGGUAUUCGAGUUUUUUGGGAUAGGCGAAAGCAAGGGCAAAAGGCAUAGCUGCAUCCAUCCAAUCAGCACACCGCAACAACAACAACAAAUACAGAAACAACAAUAGCUUCACUUACAUUUUAUUCACAGAAAAAUGGAUUCACCUCCAAUGUUUAAUAGUGUCGAAGACGAAUGCAGAUACUGGAAAGAACGGGCAAAGCUUUACCACAAAGAAUGGACAGAUGUGAAGCAAGAAUUCGAUGAAUAUGUUGAACAAUCCCGACAAAUGGAAGCCGAAAUGGAUGCAACAUUAGAACAGAAACAAAAUGCCAUCAAAGAUCUCAGAUUGAAAGUAGCAAAUUUAGAAAAAGAGAAUGAUUCCCUACGAAUGAAACAAGAUUCUCAUAUUAUUGAAUUUGCAAAUGUUGAAAAACAAUUGGAAACUGUUAAAAAUGAACGAGAUUCAAUGAAGCAAUAUUUGCGUCAAUUGGAACAGAAAAACGACGAUCUCGAGCGUGCUCAUCGAAUAUUAAAUGAGAGUAUUGCCGAUUUCGAAGCGAUGCUUGACAAGGCAUACGAAAAGAAUGCCUUACUCGAAAUGGAAGUUGAUGAAAAAGAAAUGUUACAAGAGAAGCUACAAAGGCUGAUGGAUGAAACAAGAGAUUUAAAACAAGAACUGAAUGUAAAAACACGAUAUCCCAGUACCACACCGAAUGGCGUUGCUGAAAAUUCAGUUCUAUCAGAAAACCUAAGUAAUCCGACAAAUGCAACCAUACCAACUGGCAACAGUCAGUCGUCGUUGAAUGAAUAUAAUCAAAAUUCUCUAAAAAAUCCAGACAAUAUGCUGAAUGGAAACGCUGCCGCCAUGACUGCAAGUUCCCGCACAACAGCGUUGAAUAUUGUUGCUGAUAUGUUAAGAAAGCUCAAUUUGGAUAAAACACUUUUAUGUUCGCGUUGUAGAAAGUUUCGUUGUAUAUGCAAAGAACAGAGAGCACUUCAAGACGAUAUAAGUAGUAAUAAUUUAAAUGCGACAAGCAGUAGCAGUCGAACGAGCAUGUCUUUUGAAUCGACCACCAACCACAAUCAAUCUUUUGGUUCGUCGUCGCCAAAUAUUUUUAAACGAUUUGCACAACGUUUCAGCGGCGAUUUUCGAUCGACUUCGCCAUCAAUCACAUCUUCAAAUUCAGCUAUCGAUGAUGUACAAAGCAAUGCUAUGGAAACAAAGCUGAAAGCUUACCGUGAACAGCCGCCAAGUAUGCAACCGCGGCAAUGACAACUAGCCAGAGUACACCACCCUGUUGCGGAUAAUUGCGCUGCUUAAAAAUUACCCACUUCAACAGAGGUCUUGUACUGUGCGCCCAAUGUCCUCCACCAAGGAUAUUAAUUGUUUUCAUUUGUAUUAUAGGUACUAUUUUUCUUUAUUUUUCUGUUUCUCAAUUUCACAAUUUAGAAGGAAAAGAAGAAAAAAAGUGUGUGUUUUUAAAAAAAUUCAGAGACGCAAUUCCAUGAUGGGAAUUCCAAAAACAAACAAAAAAAAAGUGCUUUUGUGAUUUAUUUAAUUUUUAUACGAUGACGCGCCUGGGAAGGGAGCGAAAAAUGAAAUGUUAUUUUUUUUUACCACAGCAGACAACACUUACAUGUUUUCGCCCAAAAAAAAACAAACCAACAAAACACACUCAAAGCAUAGUCAUUUUUAUUGAUGUUCAGCAGAACUAACUAGUACUGGUUUAUUAGUUUUAUAUUUUCCAAGUAUCUGCUAGAUAGUAAUUAUGACAACAAUGGACAGAUAUAUUUAUAUAUUUAAACAAAACAACAACAACAUUAAAACUGAUACUGAUGAUCAUUCGAUGAUAUAAAAAAAUAUAACAAAAAAGGUACAGACGUAUGAGAUAAAAAGAAAACACAUAGGAUUAAAUUUAAAAUAGAAGUAGUAGAAAGCAGGACUUAAAUUUAAAGAAAGAAUAUAAAAAAAAGUAUUUCCUAAGCAUUAUGUAAGCCUAUGAAAUAGUUUUAUCUUAUAAAAAUAGAAUAUCUAUAUUAUACUGUAUAAUCCCCAGCAAUUAUAAAAAAAAAAAAAACAAAACAAAAAAUCAAAACAAAAUCCUUCCUAUGUGUUUUAAUUUGCC